AUGGAUGACAGUAUAGGAAGCACAAUCUCCACCGUUUCUUCGACAUUGGCAAGAAAAAAAGGAAAACAUUCUGAUGAAUGGAAAAAUGAGAAACUAAAAAUAUUAAGGUAUUCGAGUAAAGAACUUCCUGAAUAUCCAAAGUGUAAACACAAUACGAAAGCCUAUCAGUGUAGAUCAUUAAAAAUGCAAGACAUUUUGACGUUCCAUGAAAAUUUCUACCGUUCCAAGGACAAAAUUCAGCAAGAUAAUUUUAUAUUAAACCAUACUAGUCUAGAGAAACCUAAACGACAUCGCCCGAAAACAUCUUCCCGUUCAGAAAAGUCUUACACAUUUAAAUAUUUUGUUCGAAGAGUAGAUGGUAUAAAAGUACCAGUAUGUAGAACAGCAUAUUUAAAUAUUCUGGUUCUUAAAAGGCAUCGUGUCCAAGGGGUAAUGAAGCGUUCUUUUAAAUGCGGCGGUAGUGGAGCAAAAGAAACAAGGGGAGGCGAUCGAAAAAGUUCAAAAAAUAUUUCCAAAAAAAUGGCAGUUAUGAAAUUUAUCGAAUCUUUCACAGCCCAAGAACCGCAUUACUGUCGCUCAAAAACGUCUGUUAGGCUAUAUUUACCGUCUGAGCUCAACAUCAAGUCCAUGUGGAAAAUGUACAACAAAGGUGUUGAAUUACAUCUUAAAGUGAAGCAAUCAUUUUUCCGCAAUAUUUUUAACAAACAGUAUAACUUGGGAUUUGGAACUCCCAGAGUAGACGUCUGCUCCAAAUGCUUAGAAAUUGGAGAAAAAAUUAAAACGGAAAAGGAACCAACUGAACAACAAAAUUUAAUUACACAACAUAGGGUGCACAAGUUAAAGGCUAAGGCAUUUUUUCAUAUGCUGCAGGAGAAAAGAGAUGGGUUGCUCACUAUAUCUUUUGAUUGUCAAAAGAAUAUGAGUCUACCAAAGGUGCCAGACCAAAGAGCCUACUUCAGUCGUCAGUGGAACUUCUACAACUUUACUAUUGUAGUAGGCAGCUCACAUGAUGCUUUAACUAAAAGCAAUGUUCAUAUUUAUUAUUGGAACGAAACAGAUAGGCCCAAAAGUUCCAACGAAAUUGCUAGUGCAGUUUUCCACAGAUUAUGCCAAACAGAUUUAAAAAAUAUUGACACCGUCCGUUUAUUCGCUGAUGGCUGUGGUGGACAAAAUAAAAACACCACUUUGAUGGGGAUGUUAUCAAAAUGGCUUGUAUCGUUCGCCCCAGAAAAUGUUAAAACAGUUCAGGUUAUCUUUCCCAUUGUAGGUCAUUCGUUUAUACCACCCGAUAGAGUAUUCGCUCAAAUAGAGAAAAAAUUAAGAAAAAUUGAAAUUAUAAUAAAACCUGAAGAAUAUGUAAAUAUUCUUAAAGACCAUGGAACUGUUUGGAAUAUAAAUAAUUUGGAAAUAAAUGAUUGGAAGAGUGCCACACUGGAAAUUAUAAAGCCUCCAGGACAGUGGCACUUUAAAUUCAACCCUUCAAAAAGGUUUAUUUUACAGAAGACCACAAAACGUAAUAAUAUCACUAUUCGGGGUGAGGAGGCUUAUCGUGUCGAUCUAGGAAGUGACAAAUUAGUAGUCAAAAAAGGAAAAACUGUCAAUAAUUUAGUUCCUCCUCUUUUAACAACUGGUAUGGCUCCAAAUGCCAAGAAAAUCAAGGACGUUUCGGCACUUUUGGAAGCGCACUAUGGAGCAAACUGGCGAGAGUUGGAAAAUUUAAAGUUCUAUGCUACUGUUGAACAAUCUACAGGUGAAGCUCCUACAGAUGACUUGGUGUGUGAGGAAAUAGAAGAAAGAGAUAUUUAUGUCUAA
Molecule: messenger RNA, 1812 nt
Organism: Diabrotica balteata
Lineage: Eukaryota; Metazoa; Arthropoda; Insecta; Coleoptera; Chrysomelidae
Source: the annotation of a GenBank genome assembly